CUGGAAACGCAAGCCGGAAGUGAAGCCCCCAAGUAGGGAAAUAGUUAUAUUAUCGUUCAGGCACCUUUUAUUUAAAUUUAAAGGGUCCCGUUCUACUUUCCAGAUUGGGUUCAAAGUUGUAUUUGCGGAGUCUGCGUCCUUGCUACAAGUGGCUGUCCGAAAGACCGAUGGGCGGCGCGCUGUCGUGAUUACGUGGAGGAGCCCCGCAGAACGAGAUGAGCCCAAGAUGCGACAGGGUGCUACAAACUGAUGCCGUUGGAAGGGUACCACCUAUAAAGUAGACUGUCCACAAAUCUAACUGGGGACGGCGGUGGUGGCGGCGGAGUAGAAGAAGAAGAAGACGACGACGGCGGCGGAGGAGGAGGAGAGAAGGAGAAGGAGAAUUAAGAGUUGCGGUGCCUGUUGGGCUGUCGGGACGCUAAACGCCACGUCACUAAGUGAGACCUCCGCCGUCGCUGUGAUUUCCACGUUAGAACGAGAACUUUUUUUCCUAUGAUGUCCUGAUCGCUCGUGUUUCCCGCAUAGUCAAACGAAGUGUUUAUUAUUUGCCCUUUCAAAGGCUCAACAGUCACCAUGACGGGGUCCAACUGGGGUUUGAUUAUGAACGUCGUGAACAGCAUCGUCGGGGUCAGCGUGCUGACCAUGCCCUUCUGCUUCAAGCAGUGUGGCAUCGUAUUGGGGGCACUCCUGCUUUUCUUCUGUUCCUGGAUGACCCACCAGUCCUGCAUGUUCCUGGUAAAUGCAGCAAGCAUCAGCAAGCGUAGGACGUAUGCAGGCCUUGCCUACCAUGCCUAUGGAAAAGCAGGAAAAAUGUUAGUAGAGACUAGUAUGAUCGGCUUGAUGUUGGGGACAUGUAUUGCCUUCUAUGUAGUUAUUGCAGAUUUAGGCUCCAGUUUCUUUGCUCAAUUAUUGGGCCUUCAGGUGACUGAAAGAAUCCGUAUUGUCCUGCUCAUCGCUGUUUCUGUUUUCAUUGUCCUGCCGCUGAGCCUUCAGAGAAACAUGAUGUCCUCCAUUCAAUCUUUCUCUGCCAUGGCCCUCAUCUUUUAUACCCUCUUCAUGUUUGUGAUAGUGUUGUCUUCACUUCGUUACGGGAUAAUCAGUGGGUCUUGGGUGGAGAAAGUUCACUUCUGGCGUGUGAAUGGGGUCAUUCAGUGCCUGCCUAUAAUUGCGACUACCUUCUGCUGCCAUCCACAAGUGCUUCCCACUUACGACAGUCUGGAAGAACCUUCAGUCAAGAGGAUGAGCAACAUCUUCACAUCUUCGCUAAAUGUUGUAACUGCCUUUUAUGUCACUGUUGGCUUCUUUGGCUACGUGAGCUUUACAGAAAAUAUCGCUGGCAACGUUCUGAUGAAUUUUCCAUCAAAUCUUGUGACGGAGAUGAUUCGUGUUGGGUUCAUGAUGUCUGUGGCUGUUGGCUUUCCCAUGAUGAUUCUACCUUGUCGACAAGCUAUUAACACUCUUGUGUUUGAGCAACAGCAGAAGGACGGCACAUUUGCAGCAGGCGGGUAUAUGCCCCCUUUGAGAUUCAAAGCAGUGACGCUCUGCAUUGUGUUUGGCACCAUGUUGGGUGGGAUUCUCAUUCCAAAUGUGGAAACCAUACUUGGACUUACAGGAGCCACAAUGGGAAGCCUAAUUUGCUUUAUCUGUCCAGCCCUGAUUUACAAACGAAUCCACAAGAAUGGCCUUUUUGCUCAGGCUGUGCUAUGGGUAGGCCUUGGAAUCCUGAUCAUUAGCACUUUCACAACGCUAUCAGCAGCUGGAAACCAGCCUGUGAAAUUAGAGGACUCGCAGGUGAUCAAGGACCCACUUGUAGAAGGAAAGGAAGUGGCGCAGCAAGAGCUGCCAAAUAUUCCAGUUGAAAACCCAGUAAUAGAGGAGGCAGUGGAUGCACGAGAGCGACCGAAGCCACCAGAAGCUGGAGAGAAAGAUCCUGCAGAGCCCCCUCAAAUCAUAGGACCUGUCGAGAUUGCAGAGAAGAAUAAGAAAAAACAGGAAGAGGUUCAGCUGGACCGACCGGAUCCUGGGGUUGCUCUUCCAGUUGGGGAAGCUCAUCGACAUGAGCCACCUAUACCCCAUGAUGAAGUGCUCGUGGAUGAGAGAAAGGAUAAGGAGGACUCGGCAGAGAAAGCGCCAUUGAAAAAUAACGCUAUAGAACAGCCUAUAGGUGUGGCGCAACCAGUGGUUGUAAACGAAGAGAAAGCCAUUGAAGAGGGGGCUGCAGCUGUGAUAGACAAGGACCCUGGGGAUCAUUUAGACAUUCUGCAAGAGAAUAAAGUCCUCCAGAAACCGAACAAUCAGGAAGGACUACCAGCUUACAAAGAUCUUCAGGAUGCAGAGAAAGUAGAGCCCCGCCAGGAGGAUAUGCAACCAGAGAAGAAGGAUGAAGAAGCAAAGCCAAAAGAAGAUGUGAAAGCACCUGAGCAAAAUGACAAAAAUGAUGUAGGAGCAGAUGAACAACAGGAUGCACUUUUGCGAGAGGAGAGAAAUGCAAAUGUUAAAGAUGAGUUACAUCAGGAAAAGCUUGAUGCUGAAAUUAAAAAGCUUGUGGCAGAGGCUAACCGAGCUGAAAAACUGGACCAUGCUAUGCUCCUGCAGGUUAUCAAAGAGCAGCAGGAACAGCAGAAGAGACUGUUAGACCAUCAGGAAAAACUACUGGAGGUUAUUCAGAAGCAACAUGACGAGAUUCACCUGCAGAAACAAGAGGGAGAGGACAAGCCAGCAGAGAUGUCACAGGAAGAACAGGAACCACAAAAAGAAAAGAAGUCUGCAGAACAGCAGGGUGCUGAAGGCGAAGAUUUGCAUGAGGUGCAGCAAACUGGAGGAGCAGAUGCUUUAGUGGAAGUCCAGCACGACGAUCAACAUCAUGAAUCGCAUAAAUUAGAACACCAGCACAAUCCUUCUCUUCCUCAGGAUGAGUCCAAGCUUUUGGCACCAGUUCCUCACGAUCCAGAGGCUGAAAAUAAGAAGCCUGUCGUAGUAAAGAAAGAAGAUGAGGACCACGUUGCCAAGCACGUGAACGACGUGGUGCUGCUUGUUCCAAAAGUCCAAGAAGAGACUGUGAACGAGGAAGUAAGAUCCAAGAUUGACUUGCUGAAGCAGAAGGAUCCUGCCAAAGAGCGAGAGCAAGUGCAGUCGAAGCCACCACAGGCAGAGCCUCUACCAGUGGAGCUGAAUCUGAAUUUGAAAGAGGAGCAAGCGCAGAAGGACGGCCAGAAUUCUAUUGUGAUAAAAGCCGAGAAGAGUCCGAUUGAUCAUGGAGAAGUGGGGGCCAGGGGCGUUCCCCUAGGGAAGAAGGUUCAGGACCCAUUGUUGAAACAUUCCAAAUCCUUUGAAGCCGACAAGGAGAUCAUUGGACUUGAUGGUGAUCAUGCCAAGCAUUUGAAAAAUGCAAUUGAUGAAGGAGAAAAAGAAGCAGCAGCGGCAGUGGUGGCGCCCGUUGUGGAUUUGAAGCCACAAGCAAAGGUCCACAUGCAGAAUUCUGACACUGCCGUCAAUGAUCCGGUUCAGAAAGCUGAAGAUCCCAAAAGCCGCCAGCAGAUUUGAAAGUGCAGCAUGCAGAAGACAACCUCAGGAGGGGUGCAGAACAUCUGCAUAGUGAGGAGAGUAAAAAGAAACAGGCCGAUGCAAUACACGUAGAGCAGGGUGGCCAGCUUCAGGGCAGGGGGGUGAUUGACGAUAAGGCCAACCACAACGCAGGUGAGAUGGAUCUGAAACGAAGGAAGAAAAGGGAGCUGCAGGACCCGCUGGCCGCAGUGCAGCUAGUGGGCUUAGAACCCCUGAUGAACCUGGAAGGAUUCAAACUGCCUGGCGCAAUGGAGGCUCGACUUGUAGCCGGAUCUCUGGUUCACACCCGUCAGAUUAAGCAAGAGACAUUGACCAACCGAGAAAGAAGAUUGAAUAUCAUCAACGCUGGAUUAAACAAACUUGGUCACUAAAGAUGACUUCUGUUUUUUAUUUUUCUUAAACUGGAGAGAGUCCAUUUAUUGGAAUGGGAUUGGUGGGGAAUUAACUGUGUUUCACCCCUUGGAGAUGAACAAGGACUCGCUCGGCAUUCGAUAAGGACCGCACCUUCAUCUGAUCAGAUUAUGGUGCCAACACACACCCCACUCCCUUCUGCCCUCUCACCAUUACACAUUCUCAUUUACUAUUUUGAUUUUUAGUUUGCAACUGUAAAUACUUAACAAGUGUUGGACCCAAAGGGUUCAUUGGAAUUUUGACACAGCUGUACGUUUUUUUGGUAUUUAUUUUUUAAGUUAAAGCUAGAGCUCAUCCAUGCUGUGGUCCUUAGGGCCGGAGCGAAGCCUGCCAGAUCAUCUCGAUUUUACCCCCCUGCAGUCAAAAGGUGCCACAAUAAUAAAUGCUUUACUAUCAAGGACUGGAAUAACGUUUGGGUUCAACCGCCAACUGAAGCCCCGGCGCCCACGCGGAAGGAUUCCGGAUGGACAAUCAGCAGCUGUUGUCUUCUCUACAGGACACAUCAGGUUUGACUGUUUUUGAAUUACCGGGUGUUUUUAGAACUUUACUGAAAAGGCCUGUUUUUUUUACAUAAAACCUCACCUCGUGUCACAAACUGACAUGUCCUGCUAUGACAUAAGAAGUUCCUAACCUGUCCUUCUCCCUUUAAUUUAGCGGGAUGUGGAAUUGGGAGACCCCAGACACUGCACUCCUACCUGGUGUGCCUGACCUGUGCGCAGAUUUGCGUCACAAUAUUAGAAAAGUACCUUCAAUUUUUUAGUAACUAUUAUAUAAACAAUGACGUCCAUAAAUUAGUUUUUUGUUCAAUGCAAUCCUGGUUAGAAAACCAUUCAGGACUCCGAAUCCACCAUUUUGAAGUGCUUUGUAAAGCUUCACUGCGGUUGCUGUUUUCACAUGAACCUGCGUUGUCACUAAUUGCACUUUACUCUCACUUUCAGGGAGGGGAAAGGACGGAGAGUGAGACAAUGAGGUGGUUUGCAAACGAUACGUUACUGUUGUGCCAAUUUGCAGACUUCAGUGUUUUGCUUCACAGACCACUUCGAUGCACGACGCGGGGGGCCGCUAGGACAAGCGCACGUCUGCCGCCGUUCAUUUUCGAUGCUUUUUCGCUUUAGAGGGUAGAGUGGUGCUCACGUUAUUUGUGCUGUAAACUGCCUGACCCAAACCUCUGCUUCAAGUGCCUUCAUUCCUAGUGGACUUUUAACGAGAUCUUGACAUGAGAAUCGCAGUUUAUUGCUGGUGUUCCUUCUCAGGAUUUUGCGCCCAAAGCGGAACAGCUACGAAAGAUUAAGAUUCAAAAAUAGAACAUGAGACGUACUUUCUUUUUUUCCGUCCAAAGAGACAAACGUGCAUUGCCGAUAGUUUAUAGGGGAUGCAACAGGAACGUUAUCCUGAAAGAAAUUACAGUUAAGUUUUCAAGCUUGGUUAAAAUAUGGAAAUUUGUACAUAAAACCGUAAAACCUCCUCCUUUAUUAGAUUCAUAAGCUUAGGUUGUGUGCAGAUGUGCCUGAGACAAACGAUCCCUCGCCACUUUCUGCUACGUUUAUAUGCAUCAAGAUGCCAUUUAUUAAAUCAUUUGAUUCAUUCCGAGGGUUGCUUUACUCUUCUAUGGACCAACCACUUUUUCUUUGUCUUUUUAAUUUUUGUAGCAAAUUAAGAUUUGAAAAGAGAAUACAAAGUGAGCGCUCAUUUCGACUGUUUUGGGUAUGAAAGACAAGAUUAUGUUUAGUGUUGUUUUGUUAUUUAUGAUUGCACACAAAUGGUUUAGUAAGUCGGUAACCUUCAGUCGUUUUGGUAACAAUGAAUCUCAAAAUCUGAACAAAUUCUAUUCGAGGAGAUUAAAGGGUGAACGUUUAAGAGAAAAAAAAACAAGUAUGGAACUCCUGGGUGGAUGAAACUGUAACGCCAAAACAAGGAGACUCGAGUGCUACCGCGUUAAAACACGUAAGGAAAUCGGGAGAGCCCUACCUGUGGACCAACAAUUCGUGUUUCCGUGUCCCAGCUCUUGUAUCAUGAUCUUUUGUUUUUCGCUUUCUUUCUAUAUUAUCAUUAAACCAGUUACCCCAUUCAGUGUGUUUUACAGUGUCCAGUCUCGGCCUGCAGUGGCGAUUUGCAAUUUCUGCUCCUCCUUCACGUGUAACCAGAGCUACUUCAAGGCCGGGCUGUCUGAGUAGAAACAGACACUGAAGUAUGAUGGUUCUGAAACGUGUGCUAAACAAAAAUAAAAUAUCUCUUCAACA
Messenger RNA from Polypterus senegalus (gray bichir), 6215 nucleotides. RefSeq names its product solute carrier family 38 member 10 (gene slc38a10). The transcript is spliced from 17 exons. Bases 574 to 3543 code for a protein of 989 amino acids. Lineage: Eukaryota; Metazoa; Chordata; Cladistia; Polypteriformes; Polypteridae. The record is from RefSeq and is a predicted model, not a curated record. Gene Ontology annotation, biological process: amino acid transmembrane transport. Gene Ontology annotation, molecular function: amino acid transmembrane transporter activity.